AUGGCCCUGGUUACUGGAUGGAUAGACGAUGCCAGGCGUGGCUACUCCUCCUACGGAGUGGAUCUCAUUCGCACGGGGUGUCUUUUGCUUCGCACCACUCCGUCCGUGACGUACAGGGCUGCCGUCUUGUUCCAACGCUUCCAAGCGGUCGCCGAACAGGUCCGGCGUAAGCGCGGAGACUACCAAGAUGAAUAUAGUAUCACGGAGGGGAAUAGCAGCCGAGAUGUGCUGUCUGGGGCACGAAAAACGUCGUACACGGUGCCGAUCCACGUUGGGACAGAACGUCCUUCUGGUGUUCUUAUGUUUGGGGAUCCAUACGCUCCAUUGGACUACUGUUUGUUUAACCUGCGAGAACACGAUGACAUUACUUAUCUGACCGCGGCGUGUGUCCUCAUCGCAACAAAGAUGGAGGAUCAUUCCAUGCGUGUACGUCUCAUAGUGGGUGUCUUUAUGCGGUUAAACCAACGCCGUCGUGGCGAACCCGUUAUUGAGCAACUUCAGCCACCACCAGAGCGUUAC
Messenger RNA from Trypanosoma cruzi, 519 nucleotides. RefSeq lists its product as uncharacterized. The transcript has a single exon. The annotation marks the transcript as partial. Lineage: Eukaryota; Euglenozoa; Kinetoplastea; Trypanosomatida; Trypanosomatidae. The record is from RefSeq and is a predicted model, not a curated record.